AUGCAGCCAUAUUCGAGAUUUGGUGGGACUAGAAGGUGCUUUUACGAGUUUCAGCUUUUGGUGAAUUGUCAUACGUCGGCGGAUGUGAAAUCAAAAAAACAGUGUUUACCAGCAUUUGACGAUUAUAAUGAGUGUCUACAUGGAUUGAAAGAACGUUCAAAGGCAAGAACUAUGGCAGAACAGUUGGCUGAAAAUGAAAAGUCGGGUAAAGGUAUAACUGCUAAUGAGUUGUAUAAGAAGGGAAAUCAGAUAUACGAGAAUUUGAAUUUGGUGAGUGAAACCAAGUAG
Messenger RNA from Lodderomyces oxycetoniae, 288 nucleotides. RefSeq lists its product as uncharacterized. Bases 1 to 288 code for a protein of 95 amino acids. The record is from RefSeq and is a predicted model, not a curated record. The transcript has a single exon. NCBI's taxonomy places the organism in Eukaryota, Fungi, Ascomycota, Pichiomycetes, Serinales, Debaryomycetaceae.